CCCCUAGUCUCGCUCACGCUCACGCUCACGCUCACCCAUACGCACAGCAGGACCAGGCGACCAGCAGCCGACUCUCACGUUCUCCACGCAGACGAUCCCUCAGUUUCACCACUUACCUUCUUCCUCCUCGAUCUCUCUCUCCCUCCCUUCUCGAUCUCUCAGACACUCAGAACCACGCCGCCGAUUUCAACGUUCUCCAGCUGGCCUUUGUUUAAUGGACAUAAAAAUCAACCACCGAUUUCAACGCUAUUUAUGCGACUAUAUUACAGUCUCAAACGGAAAGUGAAACAUAACGACAUUUUGCCCAGUUGAAGUAGCUCGUCAGCUUAGCAGCUUUUGUGCAAAAAUAUUAGCAUUCCAAACGCUAAAUCUGAAAGCCUUCUUCUUGUAUUAUUCCAUUUUGUGGACAGAAGGUUCUAAUACCUGACUGAACUUUGGGCUUCUAGCAGCGAAGAGUUUACCCAAAAGCAAUCAUGGAUGUCGAUUCACAACCAACUAUGGAGGAAACUAUAUUGGUCGGAGAUGAUCUGAUGAUGGGGCCACCAUCUCCUCUCGUCCCACCAGAAAUUGCAUCUCAUGUGCUUGAAGGUGUUGAUUUGUGUGAUGGGAUUUUGAGGAACCUAUUUCUCUGUUUGCAAAUCAAUGACAUUGAGCCUUUCUGUCAAGAUGAGCUUGUUUUAUAUCGUCAGUGUGCUGAAAAGAGGGAUAUGGAAAUCAGGAAACAGCUUCAAGAUAGUGAGCGUAAAUUGGGGUUAUCAAUGCCUUUAGAUGAAGCAAAGGAAAGAGUUUCUCAACUUGAAUCUGAAGUCACAUCACUGGAUAGGCGCCUGAUUCUUGCUAGUGGAGUUGAAGGCAUUGAAGGAUUUCGCCAGAGAUGGAGCUUGCAUGGUCGUCUUACUGAUACAACGCGAAGGUUGGAAUCUCUAAAGCAGGGUAUUGAGAACAGAAAGAAGGAUGUGAAUAAGGAUGAGUCAGCACCAAGUUCAACUACCAAAAGAUGGUUCUUCUGGUGACAUUUUUGCUGCAUUUGUAUCGGGCCAUUUUCUUGUAAACCCCAUCAGCAACCUUUGACGGUACAAUGCUAAUGAUCUCGAUACAGCCAAACAGGGCCAGAGUUGAAGUGAAUUUAUGUGUUACAAGCAUUUUCAAGGAGUGCUAUGAACACUCCAAAUUUGUAACCAGUAUGCUGUGAUACUAUGUAGGGCAUGAAUCUUUUAUUGCUGACUUAUGUCUGUGCAUGGACAAGGUCCACUGGUAGAGGUUGAUUCUAUAAUCAACAUGCUAUUUCACAGGCAAGAAGAGCUUGAUCACUUGCGUGAAAUAUACAAGGAUUAUGUGAAGUUCUCAUGAUUUUUGGACCGAAAAAAAGUGAAAUAAAAUUAUUUGCAGGUAUAUUUGUAUA
Manihot esculenta (cassava) is the source of this 1402-nucleotide messenger RNA. RefSeq lists its product as uncharacterized. The record is from RefSeq and is a predicted model, not a curated record. Lineage: Eukaryota; Viridiplantae; Streptophyta; Magnoliopsida; Malpighiales; Euphorbiaceae. The transcript has 7 exons. Bases 474 to 1013 code for a protein of 179 amino acids.